UUAUUUACAUUAUUUGUAAACAUUGGCUUUAUUAAUGGCUAGCUCUUCCUGACACAUAUUGGCUUUUCCCCGAAUAUUUCAUUAGGCGAAAAGCUAUAUCAAUUAACUAAUGGCCUUCAAGCAAGUAAUUAACUUUCCCGCUUAAAAUUAUAUCAGUUUCCAGGGAGUUUUCUUUCAGCCCCUGAGGAGUGAAUUUACAUAUUGUGUUCGUCAGAGCAUUGGUUCCGCGACGUCAGUAAUGCGGUAGAUUCACUCAGCCAGAAACAAGCAAAAAUCUGAUCUGAAGUCGUUUUGAACCACUGAUAGAGGAACAGCCCCUUUACUUUCAAAACUUUUUCAGUCUAAUAUACAUCCAGAUCACAAGAUAUUAGGACAGGCCUAGCUCCAAGCUUGAACAUGUCGUCCACGAACAGCACUAAAACUUACAACCUUUGGUCAACAAACGGUGAUGAGUUUAUCGCAGCCAUAAUUGUCUUAGGACUCGUAUCACUGGUUGGUUUAAUCGGUAACAGCUUUGUUAUUUCAAUCAUUGUCUCGACUCGUCGCCGUGGUCAGCGGUCUGCAGUGCAGCUAUUCCUCCUCCACUUGGCGAUUUCAGAUCUGCUCGUGUGCGUGGUGUGCAUACCGCUGACUUUGUGGCUCAUUUUUUACUACCCCGAAGAAAACGUGAAAGGUGCAAGUGGUCUGUGUAAGUUCACACGAUUUGUCCAGUUUCUGGCGCCAUCAAGCUCCAUGUGUUUACUGACCGUCAUCAGCAUUGAUCGAUAUUACUCCCUUGUUCGCCCCCUGCAAGCUAUGAAGGCCUGGCUUCGUCCUAAAGUGCUAAUAACCAUUGGAUGGAUUUACGCCGGCGCAAUUUUCCUGCCCACGUUUUACUUUGUAGACACCGAAGAAGUCCAGUGGGCAAAUGGAACGUUCUGGUAUUGUAGCACCGUUCCCAAUAACACGUUAGCAGGUUUUAGCUACCUAGUGUUCCUUUCAAUCUUUGGAUUCCUCAUUCAGUUGGUCACAAUCAUUGUAUUGUAUAGCCGUGUUGGAAAGGCAGUGUGGAGCCGCGAAAGAAAAAUUUCUCGCACGGGCACGAUGUCCGCUGCAAAUGUAAAGUCUCUGGACAAAACAAAGAAACGCGUUACACAAAUGCUUCUGACUGUUGUCAUAUUCUUUCUCGUUUGCUGGGCGCCGUUUGUGAUCUACACCGGCUUCAUUGAGAGAUAUGUCGCCGACUUUCCUAACCCAGCUGAUGGCAUUCGAGUGAUCUCCUAUGGCUUUGGGCUUUUCAAUUCAGUUUGCAAUCCUUUCAUUUACUUUUUUAACAGUCCAAGUUUCCGGAGGGAUUCCUUGCGGAAAGUUUGUUUGGAGAUCGGAAAUCCCACGGAGGAGAGGCCGGGUGGAAAUAGCGACAACUCAUCAAGGAGCACCGUAAUAAGCCGAGUAGAUACCAUGGCAAGGGGAGGAGAAAAGAGCAAAGUAACCAAUGGCUUUGGAAACCUCGCUUACCAGAAAGAGACAUACGACACUAGACUGUAAAACAUGUCCGAUAUACUUACACUUAAGACAACCCUUUAAUUACAGUAAGAAUAACUUAUCGUCACGUGUUGGUGAUGAUCGAGUCAAAUCGGGUAAUUCCCUACAAUGGAAGAUUUACUACACAUGUGAUAAAUCCAGUCAGUUUUUGAUUGGCAAGCUUGCCAUGCCACUUUGAGACACGGCCACUUCAAAGCAGUUCAUAGCGUAGAAAGUUUAAAAUGAGUGGAUAAGUAAAAAACAAAGAAGACAACAAACAAAGGAAACAAACAAAUCAAAGGAAACAAACAAAGAAAACAAACAAAUCGAUCAAUAAUCAAUCAAUCAAUCAAUCAAUCAAUCAUUUAUUUUGACAAGGGGACUUAAUGAAAUCGUCAAAGACAAUUAAGGUUUCCGAAAAUUGCCGAAGAAUCCACGAAUACGUUACAAGACGGCUUCCGAACGUAAGAAAAAUCCUCCAUCUUCCGUAAGUUACACCUACAUAAAUGCCCCUCCCCCUUUUGACGGUUACCUGAAGACUCCAGAGUUCGUACAAUAACGUCCUUAAAUUCAACUACUGUUUUAGCUCUCGUUUUGGUUUUUCUUACGUGCCUUACGGGCAAGCAAUGACGAUUAUUAUCGUGUAAUUUUGACAGCAAUCUUAUUUAUUUUAGCCCAUUGCUCAAAAUAGUAAUCGAAAUCAUGCAAACAUCAUACUAAACGAACUCAGUAUAUGUAUGCAUAUUAAUUAUAUUCGUUUUAUUUAAAUUCAUACCUUGUGUCAGCUCUAUACACAUUAGCAGUACGUUACGGUAUGGAGUUAAUAACGAUUGACACAAGCUCUUUUUGAGUGACUUCGAGCCGGUAUAAAACGGAACUGUCCGGCCCAAGCCACAAGGGCCAAAAAAGCAAUAUUGUGCAGUAUAGUAUUAUCACUGUAUAAAAUAUCUGUAACGAUUUUAUAGCCUAUGUAUUGUAAUCAUAAAUUUUUCCGCUGUUGUAUGGCUUGAAGUUUCCGUAAAUUAUUGAGUGACGAUUUUGAAAGAACGAAGAAUUAUUAUAGUAGCUUGAGAAUAUGGCAGCGAUGAGGUGUUGUAGCAUCAUGUUAUCAGAAAAUAAUAUUUAUCUUGCAUGAUAUGCGGGGAGUUAAACGACCUGAAAAUCUGAACAUCGAGGAAGGAGUUUAUUUGUUUUUACUAUUAUUUAUUCAAUAUAUAUUCAAAACGAUCGACAACUACGCAAUUUAAUUUGAGAACCGUGUAUGAUGAUAGAGAAUGAAAAUUUGUAACUUUCCUGGAUGAUGUAUGUAACUAAGUACUAUUUUUAUUGUUAUUCAAGAACAUAUACAGUACUUGAGAUUCUCCAGUUAUCACGUACUUGUAUUUACAAUAUAGUUAUUUCUCUAGCUAGUUUCCUCUUUGGGUAACUGGUAAUCAUGCACACGUACCAAUAUAGCCUAUAUUGUAGCAGUUUAUUGCCAGUUGAAUUAAACACUAUGUUUGAAAUA
This is a messenger RNA of Orbicella faveolata, 3010 nucleotides long. RefSeq names its product pyroglutamylated RF-amide peptide receptor-like. Gene Ontology annotation, molecular function: G protein-coupled receptor activity. Gene Ontology annotation, cellular component: plasma membrane. Gene Ontology annotation, biological process: G protein-coupled receptor signaling pathway. Lineage: Eukaryota; Metazoa; Cnidaria; Anthozoa; Scleractinia; Merulinidae. The record is from RefSeq and is a predicted model, not a curated record.